AAAACGGACAGCCCAGUCACAUCGCCAAAGCGCCAUGAAGCGUCCGGCCGCGAAAGCUGCCGCGGAGCCCAAGCGGAAGGCCCCGAAGCCGCCGGAGUUCUGGGACUUUGAGACGAAUCCGUCAACGUGGCUCGGCGGCCAUGGAAACUCUGCGACAGACCGCACGAAGCACAAAGCCAAGGAGCUGACGAAGGACGUUGCUGCUGGCGAGCAGAUGUUCAAGGCUUGUCCUGGAAAUAUACAGUGCGUGGUUCUGUCCAGAGGGGUUUUUGUCACACCUGGAGAGAAGGUGACGAUUGAGGUAACCUUGACAGCCAAGUUGAAGUACUGUGACUUCUACGUGGGCCUACUGGGGCAUCGUGGCCUUGGCACCUAUGACACAGAGGUCCACUUUGCGCUCUGCGGCGGCGGGCGCAGCGGAGUUUGCCAGAAGUUCAAAGACGCGGAGUUUGGCAGCAAGUUCGGCGGCAGCUUUCCGAGCAUCAACGUCGGAGAUGUAGUCCGGAUGUCCCUCUCGAUCGAUGAAACGGAGGAUGUCUUGCAGUAUUGGAUCAACGACGAGGAGGUGACCGAGCAGGACAUCGUGCAGACCGUCAGUGAGGUUCGAAGCAAAGCCUCUCGCAGUGGUCCUUGGCGCGGUUGGAGGCUCUUCAUCGGCCUCGCGGGCGCCACAUGCAGCGUGAAGGUUCUGUGAGGCUCGGAUCCACUCGAUGCUCAUGGCGGAAGUAGCCCAUCGAUUCGAAGAAAAGUGAAAGGAGAGCGCAAC
Effrenium voratum is the source of this 766-nucleotide messenger RNA. The record is from the annotation of a GenBank genome assembly. Lineage: Eukaryota; Dinophyceae; Suessiales; Symbiodiniaceae.